Molecule: messenger RNA, 369 nt
Organism: Danio rerio (zebrafish)
Lineage: Eukaryota; Metazoa; Chordata; Actinopteri; Cypriniformes; Danionidae
Product: zgc:153409
Cellular component (GO): chromosome; nucleus; nucleosome
Molecular function (GO): structural constituent of chromatin; DNA binding; protein heterodimerization activity
Source: RefSeq, marked predicted
AUAUUGACUUCGCGGAUCGAGAUUAAGAGUACGUAAUCAUGUCUGGACGAGGCAAAGGCGGCAAAGGGCUCGGAAAAGGUGGCGCUAAACGCCAUCGUAAAGUUCUUAGAGACAACAUCCAAGGCAUUACAAAGCCGGCUAUUCGCCGUCUAGCGCGUCGUGGCGGUGUAAAGCGUAUUUCUGGUCUGAUCUAUGAAGAGACUCGAGGUGUGCUGAAAGUGUUCCUGGAAAACGUCAUUCGCGACGCUGUGACCUACACUGAGCACGCUAAGCGCAAGACUGUGACCGCUAUGGACGUAGUAUACGCUCUGAAGCGCCAAGGCCGUACAUUGUAUGGUUUCGGCGGUUAAACUCCACUGGACCCAGUUU